AUGGACACUCUGGAGGAAGCUGAACUCUGCUUUCCUCACAUCAACAACUCCUGUAGGAGGUGGAGUCGUCCUCAGCCUGAAGCCUCGUUCAUCUGCGUCCUGCUGUCCUCCAUCUCUGUGCUCACUGUGAGCCUCAACCUGCUGGUCAUCAUCUCCAUCUCACACUUCAGGCAGCUCCACACUCCCACCAACCUCCUCCUGCUGUGUCUGGCCGUCUCAGACCUCCUGGUGGGCCUCCUUCAGAUGCCGGUGGAGAUCUUCCUCUUAACAAACUGCUGGCUUCUGGGAGACGUGGCUUGUGUUGCAAACUUCGUUCUAGCUUCCCUCCUGAUCAGUGCUUCGGUGGGGAGCAUGGUGCUGAUAUCGGUGGACCGCUACGUGGCCGUCUGUGAGCCCAUGUUCUACUCCAGCAGGGUCAGUGUGAAGAGGGUUCAGCUCAGUGUUUGUCUCUGCUGGCUUCUGUCGGCCGUCCACAGCUGCUGGUUGUUGAGGGAUAAACUCACAGAGCCCAGCAGGUUCCACUCCUGCCGUGGGGAGUGUCUGGUUGUUGUGAAUUAUGCUGACGGAGUGGUGGACCUCGUCGUGACCUUUUUCGGGCCCUUCCUGGUCAUCGUGGUUUUGUACAUGAGGGUGUUUGUGGUUGCCGUGUCUCAGGCUCGGGCCGUCCGACGACACGCCGUCGCUCUGCAGCGUUCAGGGGCAGCAACAGCCAAGAAGUCUGAGCUGAAAGCAGCCAGGACGCUGGGCGUGGUGCUGCUGGUCUUCCUGCUCUGCUCCUGUCCUUAUUACUGCUUCAGUGUCGCAGCCGAACACAACGUUCUGGCUGCAGAAGCUGUGGCGGUUCAGGUGUGGCUGAUCUAUCUGAACUCGUGUUUGAACCCAGUCAUCUACGCCUUUUUCUACCCCUGGUUCAGGAAGUCUGUCCGGCACAUCGUCACGCUGAGAAUCCUGCAGCCGGGCUCCUGUGAGGCCAACAUGCUGCAAAGAGACUGA
Molecule: messenger RNA, 993 nt
Organism: Acanthochromis polyacanthus (spiny chromis)
Lineage: Eukaryota; Metazoa; Chordata; Actinopteri; Pomacentridae
Product: trace amine-associated receptor 13c-like
Exons: 2
Coding region: 1-993 (330 amino acids)
Biological process (GO): G protein-coupled receptor signaling pathway
Cellular component (GO): membrane
Molecular function (GO): trace-amine receptor activity
Source: RefSeq, a predicted model, not a curated record